Molecule: messenger RNA, 7471 nt
Organism: Antechinus flavipes (yellow-footed antechinus)
Lineage: Eukaryota; Metazoa; Chordata; Mammalia; Dasyuromorphia; Dasyuridae
Gene: ZNF212
Product: zinc finger protein 212
Exons: 5
Coding region: 152-1684 (510 amino acids)
Biological process (GO): regulation of DNA-templated transcription
Source: RefSeq, a predicted model, not a curated record
GGCUGGCGGGGCGGGUCGCGGCUCCCAGGAUGCAGUUUGUAUCAACACGGCGGCGGCGGCGGCGGCUGCCGCUCCUCAGGGGGUCCGGACUAACCGACGACAGUUCGGCCUGGCACGCGGCCCGGUUGUGCGAGGACAACGGCGGGGAGCCAUGGCCGAAGCGGUUUCUCCACCGAACAAGGGAAAACGACGCUCUACACCUAUAACUUCCUCUUCACUACUGCCUCCACCCUCAGAGAAAGAUUCGUACCUACAAAGUACAGAGAUCUCCCUCUGGACUGUGGUGGCAGCCAUUCAGGCAGUGGAGAAGAAGGUGGAGUCUCAGGCUGCCCGAUUACAGACCCUAGAGGGACGGACAGGGUCAGCAGAGAAGAAACUGGCUGAUUAUGAGAAGACAGCAGUAGAGUUUGGGAACCAGCUGGAGGGCAAAUGGGCUGUAUUGGGGACCUUGGUACAAGAGUAUGGGUUGCUCCAGAGGAGGCUAGAGAACAUGGAAAAUCUUCUCAGAAACAGGAACUUCUGGAUCUUUCGGCUCCCCCCAGGCAGCAAGGGCGAGGUUCCUAAGGUUCCUGGGACUUUUGAAAAUGAUGGAGUCUAUUUCUCAGAGCAAGAAUGGGAGAACUUGGAUGAUUGGCAAAAAGAACUUUACAGGAAUGUGAUGAAGAGCAAUUUUGAGACCCUCGUCUCUUUGGACUGUGCCAUUUCCAACCCUGAAAUCCUGGCCCACCAGGAAGAAGAAUCCAGUACAGAGGACCUGGGAGAUUUGGCUGGGGAGAGCCCUGGUGGUCCCUACCCAGUAGAUGGAGUUAUGAUUAAACAGGAGAUGAAGUACCAUCAAGAAAGCCCUGAAGAUUUGCCUGGAGAGUUUUCUGGUAGUGUUGAACAGCAUACUCUGCUAAUCCCUGAACAGGCUGCAACCUGGGAUGGGCAGGGCAAUUCCAUCCUUUUGGAGACUGACCCAGAAGUUGCUAAAUUAGAAGAAGCUAUUGAGUGUGACCAGGACCGAAGUGAGGCCAAAACAUUGGGUUUUCAUCGGAAGCGAAAAUCUAGUGGGCAGGCCCGAUCAGGUCAGGAGUGCAGACAAGGCAUGAGGUUGAAAAGGAGCUUGGCCCAUCCACGAAGCCCCCCAGCUACCAAUUCAUAUGAAUGUUCUGAAUGUGAUGUUAGUUUCCGAUACAAGCAGCAACUAGCUGUUCAUAUGAGGACCCAUCCUGGUUGGGGGUCCUUUGGGGAGCCAGAGCCUGAGGAAAAUCUACGGCCCAGGCCUCAGCUCAAACCUCAGGCCAAAAAGGUUAAGCCGCAUCGGUGUGAGGAAUGUCUGAGAAGUUUUAGCUGUAAGGCAAGCCUUGUGACCCAUCAGCGAUGCCACCUGCAGGAAGGUUCGAGCAUGGGUCAGCGAGUCCAGGAGAGGUUCUCACCCAACAGCCUGGUUGCACUACCCGGCCAUAUCCCUUGGAGGAAGAGCCGCAGCUCACUUAUCUGUGGAUAUUGUGGCAAGAGCUUCAGCCAUCCUUCUGACCUGGUACGGCAUCAACGCAUCCACACAGGUGAACGGCCCUACAGCUGUGCACAAUGUGAGAAGAGUUUUGUCCAAAAGCAGCACCUAUUACAGCACCAGAAGAUCCACCAGAGAGAACGGGGAGGGCUGGGUCUAGAACCUGGAGGGAAUGAUGGGUUACUCUAAGGAUGCCGGCCCCUCAUCUAUCCCUGGGGCAAGGGGGGCCGGCAGAAGCCCCCUAGAAAGUCACUGUGCAGGGGUGAGGCAGCUCUCAACUAGAUCCUGCUUAAGAGCAGGGUGAGCUCAGCCACUCCCCUACCCUCUUCUCUCCUUUCUCCGACCAAGCACUAGACUGAGCCCGAACUCUUCCCUGAAAAUCAUGCUGAGAUGGGGUAGGUAGCCUGAAAGCCAGGCUUCCUUAUCCUGCCUUCCACCUGCUAAUGAGUCAGCCAUUCUUUGGAAUCCUUUGUGCCUCUGUUUUUCACAUUACCCCAGGGCUUGUGGGUUGGAGUGAUCUAAGGUCUACCACCUGGUGGGAACUUGUGUUACGUUGCCAGGCCCUGGUAAUUAUCUUCACAAGAAUCCCAUAAUAGAAAUUCCUACAGAUGCCCUUUCUACCCCUCCAGGUGACCUGAGAUUGCCUCAAGGCCUAUUUGGGUAUUUUGUAACUGCCUCUGGGGGAGUGGGGCCAGAGGUAUUAGCAAUCCUGUGGCAAGAGGUUGGAUAGCACAAUAUUGCAUUUCUUUAAAAAAAAAAAAAAAAAGUUACAUUGGUGUUAACAUGUAGAAAGAUUAACUUAAAUGAGCCACUUUCCUUUCUCUGCUGGUAUCUGUUUUGAUCUCAAUUUGAGGAUUUUUUCAUUUAAUUUUUAAAACCAGAAUUUCUGACAGUUGGGUUUUGUUUUGUUUUUGAUUUUGAUUUUUGUUUUUUAAUUCUAAAAGAAGUGGUUGUUCCUAACAAUGGGACUGGGCCCACCCUCUCGGAGGGAAUAAAGGAUAUGAGGUUUCUUUAGUGUUGCCUUCACUGUGGACAAAUCAGGGAGCAGAGAACAUUUCUGGUGUCCUUCUGACUAGCUCCCGAAAGUUGUAAGUAAGAAUGACUUUAUAGAGGAUCAAGGGGAAGAGAGAAAGUGGCCAAAGCUCUAAACCCCUGAAAGAUUGUGAAGGCAAACUUUUAGCCCUUUCACUGGAAUAAAUGUAGAAUCUGGUUUCAGGGCUUCAUUUUUAAGCAAGGAACUGGGCCUAUUUCUUCUGUAAGUAUGUAUGGACUUACUUGCUCCAUGAGGGUCUAUGGCCUUGGUUUAUCAGGGUUUUUCAGGUUUUGGAAUUGGCUGUGGGUCUUUGUUUCAGAGGGACAAUAAAGGGAAGUAUCCAGUUCCUCACCUCUGAAGCCGAUGCCAAAUGCUCAUUACUAUUACUGAUGUCUCUGGUGGAAAAGAGGGAGAGGGUUCCUGAGAAAGACAGGAAUUCCUCAUUGUGCUCUGCAUAGAAUAAAACUGCUAACUAGCAAAAAGCCCUUAUCUGGUGUUUUCCUCCUGUUAAAAAUAGCUUUCCUACUUUUGGGAAGUUGAAGUGAGAGAAGCAGCCUUACUUGGAGUGUUAUGUUGGAGGAAAAUGGCUAAGUUGGACUUAAGGCUCUGUGGAAUCAAUAACUUCCAUUGCAUUUAAAUCCAGGUCAGCUACGUGACACAGAUUUGUCCUGCCAUAGAACUAAACCUCUUAAUAUUUUCAAGAACACUCGGUGUCUUCUCAACUGUGUGUCCUUUCCCUAAAUGUCUUCCUUUAAAGACACUCCUUUUAGUCCUCACAGGAUUAGACUCAUCAUGUUUUUUGAACAUUUGUUUUAUAAACAAGAGAGUAAUAGGCAUUAUUACUUACUUGGAUAAAGGAACUGUAAUAUUUGGUAAAUUUGAUAACUAGCAUUAUUGCUGUGAGAAACCCUUACAGGUUCUUAGUCCAAUUUCAGCUUUGAUAGUUCAUUUCUAAUUAAAAUUAGUAAAAUCUACCUGGUGAGGCCACCACAAUUUAGUGUGUCAUCUUCGGUUUUGUAGUAUUACAACUUUGACUUGAGAAGGACAGUGAUGAGCUGAUGAAAACUAACCACAUUCUUAAGAGAUGGCUUUUUUAAAAACAAUGAAAGCUUACUAAGUUAUAGUGGGAGACAUGCCUGGCCUGAAAAACCAUAUCCUGGACAAUUCAGGAGAUUAUAUAAACAUUUAGAAAGUUUGUUGAGCAUAAUAAUAAAGCAAAAAAAGUUGGAUGUUCCUUACAGAUAUUUCCAUCAAGCUAUGUAUGUAUCAAAUCAAAGACAUCAUAUUUGGGACCCUCUCAAGUUUAUUAUAUGUCACUGUAAUCAGUUGAAAAUCAGUUGAUCCUAGUGGAUAAUAGAUAAUUGAACAUAGUAUUGCAUGUUUAACUUUGUUUUCAGAGCUUCAUAGAAAUCCAAAGGGAAGUCAGUUGAAAAGAGAUGCAGGACAAGCCAUUUUUAAAUGCCUCCCCCCAAAAAAUUUGCCCAAGUAAUGAAGUUUAAGUUCUCAGACAUUGAACAAAAUAUUUUUCAUUUUGCUGAAUUUUGAAAAUUUGAGUUGCUUAAGUGAGCAACAGAGUUCACUAAGGAAAUCCGCCAACCUAAGGCAUAGAACUAAGCUGUAGAGCACUAUAUGUUCAAAGAGAACUACCAUAUUCAGGGAAUGUUAGUGGGCAAUAUAGUGAUAAGCAGGCAUGUCAGGCAGGAGACAAGGCUCCAAAUUCCAGCAGAGGUUGCUGAUCAUACCUGGAUAUAGACCUGCUUCAUAGUAGAAAACUAAUGUUUCCAGAGGAAGCUAUCACCUGUCUGACCUUACUACCUUAUAUACCUGAGUAAUUUACUUGGUCUAUCCCCAGAAGAGUGUCUAGCUUAAUAAAGGCUGAUGAUAAUUUAUCAGGAGAUUGUUGGCUGCUGCUAUAGAUAAGAUAGAUAGACCAUGGACUGCAAGUAAGUUAUUACUACAAAAUCUUGGUGUCAUGAGAUGUCAUUGGCUCUUGAAGAUCACAAUAAUCUAAGAGUGGCAGUGACUUCCAUGAUCUAAUUAGCUGGAAUGGUUUUGCUGCAGCAAAAGAAACAGGAUUGUACCAGGAAGUUGCUGAAGAGAUUGAGUUCUGAUAUAUGUGGAGAAGAGUGAAAAGUAUACACUAAGUAGUAGUCUGGUGACACUUGUUGCCUAUUUGUGAAAAUAGCUUGUUAUGAAACUGACAAAGCUUAAGGCUUGUAAAACAAAACAAAAAGACAAUCCACUGCAGAAUUUCCCCAAUAUAUUUUGGGAGUAGUAUGGGGGCAGUACUAGUGAGAAGCAGAGCAAGGCCAUUUUUCCUAAAGAGGUUUGCCAUCAAUUGCAUUCUAUGGUAAACUGAUGGUCUGAAGGAUAUAAUUGUUAUACUUUCCAUUUCAUUGUUACUUCAUUCAUGUACUUCUUCCCCUGAAGAAUUCAGAAUCUUGUUACAUCUGAUGUAAAGGGUGGAGAAAUUCUAUGAAUUAGACAAAGCCCUUCAGAUUGAAUCAUUAUAAACCUUGAUGUCUCUGCCAAGUGGUAAGCACAGAGGAAGUACAUAGAGUAGGGAAAUAGCUUCUGUUUUAGUUUCAUUAGUAUAAGCAACUCCUAAGUGAGGAAAAGUUCUCUGCCAAUGCAGGGUUGCAGUGAGCUUCAGAAAGUUGCCUAGAAUUCUGGGGGCAAGCAGGUUUCCCAAGUGCUGCUUAGCUUUGAGGCCAACAUGAAGAAAUAUAUAUAUACAUCAAAAGUUAAGAAAGCACACAGAAGCAAAUUCUUUUGAGAAAAGUGGGAAGUUGAUAGGGUCAGGUCAAUGUGACAAAAAGUAAAAGUUUAUAUUUUAAGAGAAAGUUAUUGAUGUAAGGAUCAUUCCUAAAUCAAUUUCUAUAUGCAAUUAAAGUACUGACUUAGAGAAAAAAAUCUAAAUAAGUACAAAGUUAAGUGGAUUCAAUUUGGGAAUUUGGAAUAAUAAAAAUGAAGAAAAUAGCACAGUAUUAAAAUUGCAACCUUAUCUAUCUUAAACAAGUUAUAACUACAUAGAAUAUGGACUUCAUUAUAAGUUUUAUGCAGAUACUUAACUGAUAGGAAUAAUUUAAUACAAAAAAAGAAACCAAAAUACUCUAGAAACUGCAUCAACCACUAAACAUGACUUGAUCUGGCCAAGUAAACAGUGUCAAGGACAAUACUAAUUUAGAAAAACGGUUCAUUUAUAAAAUCUUACAGAAAAGAUGGAGAAGUAUUGUUUUAUAUAACAGUGCUUUAUAUGCAAGCUUGUUGAAAGAUCUAAGCAAAAGUCAUCUGGAGGAAUCUGAUAAAGCUGAAAGGACAGCAAAUAGAUUAGAAAAGUUCUAGAAAAAUUGUUAUAGCAAACUUUACUGUCAAAGAUAGUUGAGCCACCACAUUGGGAUUCAGUAUAGUUCUGGAUGUUCUGGUGGAGGAAAUGAAAAUGGCACUAAAGAAAACCAACAGAGAAAACAUUUGGAUUGCACUAAGAGGAGUUUAAGUGCUUGGGGUACCUAAGUUGGAAAGCCCUAAGAAAUCAUUUCUCAAGGUUUGUGAAAAGAAAGUGUAGAAAUAAAAAAUCUCAGAUCCUCAUCCCCCCCCCCCAAAAUUUUUUUUUUCAAAAAAUAGUUACCUAUAUGCCUAUUUUCCUAUUUAUAUAAUUUUUUUUUUUUAUCUUUGGCACACAUUGAGGGAGUCUUUCAUGAGGUUAAGGAUACAGACACAUUUCAAGCAAUAGGCAAAUAUAUGACUGAAAAGCACGAAAGAUAACAUCUAUUGUACUUACUGGUUGACCAUAAAAAAGCAUUUGAUUUUGUUAAGCAAAACAUUUCCAUAAAGGCUUUUCUCCAAAAAGUCUCCCAUAAUAUUCAAAUACUAUCUUGAAAAAUGUGAAGACUUUGUUCAGUGACCCUCAAAAUUAUUGGGGGCAAGUGGACAUGUAUACAUGGCAAAGGUUAAAUCUAAUUUCCUAUUAGUGGUGAGGUCCCCUUUGUGAAUGACAUGUUUAUCAAACAUCAAGCCCUGGAAUAUUGCAGAUUUCUAAAUGAGAUCAAUAACUCCAAGAACAAACUUUGGAACAAAGUUUCUGAUAGUAGCGUAUAGUUUUGAAUUGGGAAAUAUUAUUCUGAAGAACUGGAGCUAAUAUUCAUCCACAGGCUUUGGAAAAGUGCAUAUUGGGUACAUUACAAAUGAGAAAUUCCUGAAAAGUAGUGUUGAAAAGUCAGGAAAAUUGAUCAAUUGAAAACGUCGUGUUGGGCAUGUAGAUUGAGAGUCCACACACUCCAUUGGUAUCCAUUUGUUGAAAAGAAAGAUCCUCAGCAUAUUGGGUGGCAGCUAAGCACUGGCAAAUAUGUGGGGCACUACAAAUGAGGGUUGGAUUUGAAUAGGUUGAGAUUUUUGUCUUUGGGUGGUGAACUCACAUAGGGAUGUUUUCUAUUUUUCUUAAAAAAGCAAAUCAUCUAAUGACUCAUUCUGUCCCUAUUACAUGAGCAUGGCAGAAAGAUCUUGUUUACAGUUUAUUAGGGUGACCUAGGAAAAGGAACCAAAUCUUUCUAAUUUAAGUCCAGCUUGAGUCGAAUAUGGCACAAAAGCCAUGAGGAAGCGCCUGCAAAAGGAGAUUGUUUCCUGGCCCCUCAUGAGGCUAAAAGUUUUGGGGAUUUUGGUCAGCUUGGUGCCCUGGCCUUAGGAGGAAAAUGAAAGCUUAAGGGGUUCCUGAUUCAAGAGUGAUGUAAAUGUUCAAAGAAGAAGAUUCAGAAGAUACUAAUUUUUAUUUCCUGUAAAAUGGGAAAAAUAAGUUUUUCCACAUUAAAAACGAGUACCACCAGGUAACAUAUAUCUGGAUAUACCAGACAGCAUUUUAACAACUGAAAUUAUAUGCAAUAUUUGUUUUCAACAAUAUGUAGUUACUUUUAAGGUCUGUAAUGGGUAAUUAAAAAAAUUCCCUAAAA